Messenger RNA from Aspergillus puulaauensis, 1524 nucleotides. It is a transcript of the gene VMA2, whose product is annotated as H(+)-transporting V1 sector ATPase subunit B. The transcript has 9 exons. The coding region runs from base 1 to 1524 and encodes 507 amino acids. The record is from RefSeq and is a predicted model, not a curated record. Gene Ontology annotation, biological process: proton transmembrane transport; ATP metabolic process. NCBI's taxonomy places the organism in Eukaryota, Fungi, Ascomycota, Eurotiomycetes, Eurotiales, Aspergillaceae. Gene Ontology annotation, molecular function: ATP binding; proton-transporting ATPase activity, rotational mechanism. Gene Ontology annotation, cellular component: proton-transporting V-type ATPase, V1 domain.
AUGGCGGAUUUCAUCGACCCCCGAAUGUCCUCCGUCCAGCCUCGCAUCCGUUACAAUACAAUCGGAGGCAUCAACGGCCCUCUCGUUGUCCUCGACAAUGUCAAAUUCCCCACCUACAACGAGAUCGUCUCCCUGACGCUCCCCGAUGGAACUGAGCGGUCGGGACAAGUUUUGGAAGCUAGAGGAAACCGAGCUAUCGUCCAGGUGUUUGAGGGAACUUCAGGUAUCGAUGUCAAGAAGACCAAAGUCGAAUUCACCAACCACAGUUUGAAGCUUGGCGUUUCCGAGGACAUGCUUGGUCGUGUUUUCGACGGCUCAGGUCGCGCCAUUGAUAAGGGUCCUAAGGUGUUGGCGGAGGACUACUUGGAUAUCAACGGUCAACCGAUCAACCCCUACUCGAGAGUGUACCCUGAAGAGAUGAUUUCUACGGGUAUCUCCGCCAUUGAUACCAUGAACUCAAUCGCCCGUGGUCAGAAGAUUCCCAUCUUCUCAGCCUCCGGUCUCCCUCACAACGAAAUCGCUGCUCAGAUUUGUCGCCAGGCUGGUCUGGUUAACAAGCCGACCAAGGAUGUUCACGACGGCCACGAAGAGAACUUCUCCAUUGUCUUCGCCGCUAUGGGUGUUAAUAUGGAAACUAGCCGUUUCUUCACACGUGAUUUCGAGGAGAACGGUAGUAUGGAGAGGGUCACCCUCUUCCUGAACUUGGCCAAUGACCCGACGAUCGAGCGUAUCAUCACUCCUCGUCUAGCAUUGACUACAGCUGAAUACUACGCUUACCAACUAGAGAAGCACGUUCUGGUUAUCAUGACUGAUCUGUCGGCCUACUGUGAUGCUCUGCGUGAAGUCUCGGCUGCCAGAGAAGAAGUUCCUGGUCGUCGUGGUUAUCCCGGUUACAUGUACACUGAUUUAUCGACCAUCUACGAGCGUGCUGGACGAGUGCAAGGCCGCAAUGGCUCCAUCACCCAGAUUCCCAUUCUGACCAUGCCUAACGACGAUAUCACGCAUCCCAUCCCUGAUUUGACAGGGUACAUUACCGAGGGCCAGAUUUUCAUUGACCGUCAACUGUACAACAAGGGUGUUUACCCUCCGAUUAACGUUCUGCCGUCCCUAUCCCGUCUGAUGAAGUCAGCCAUCGGCAAGGGCCGUACUCGCGAUGACCACUCUGAUGUGUCCAACCAGCUGUACGCCAAGUACGCCAUUGGACGAGAUGCCGCUGCCAUGAAAGCCGUCGUCGGAGAAGAGGCCCUCUCCUCUGAAGACAAGCUGUCCCUCGAGUUCCUCGACAAAUUUGAACGUACCUUCAUUAACCAGUCCGCCUACGAAUCGCGCUCCAUCUUUGAAUCUCUUGAUAUCGCCUGGAACCUCCUACGCAUCUACCCUCCACACCUCCUCAACCGUAUCCCCAAGCGUGUUAUUGACGAAUUCUACGCCCGGUCAGGACGCAAGAUUCCUAACAAGGACACGCGGGACAACUCUGCCCCUGAGCAAGCCCAGACUCAGAACGCGGAUCUUGUUGAGACCUAG